UGCAGGGCCGGAUAUCGUGAUGAUCGCUGCUGUCUCGGCUGUUGUUGUGCUUCUUGUUGUGAUCGCAGUCUUCACUGUCGUGUGGCUGAAGAAGAGAAAGUCGCGCAAGGUCGCUGCAGGAGCGUUCCCUGAUAUCUCUGUGGAGAAACACGAACUUCAAGAAAGGGCCUUUACCAACAAAGGGGCUUUACCGACAGUUCACGAGAUGAAAGACCUUGAAGCCAGUUUGGGCAAGAGCAACGCUGCCUUUACGAUGCAGGAGACCAAGUUUGACAAGACAGACAUCCAGUCCCGUCCGGUGUCCCGAUCCUCAGUCUCCCCUCGCUCCGUCUCUCCACCGGGAUACGUGUGUGAAGAAGAGAAUGGCAUCCCUGAGCCCAGGAACGUGACGGUCAAGCUGCUGGACAGGCUGUACCGUCACGGGGAGAUCCAGACAACCUGGCUGGACAUGAAGAAGCCUCUGAGUCAGGUUCGUGAGGAUCUGGUGGCCGCCUUCCCUGCUAACCUGGGUUGGCAGGACUUUGUGUUCCUGACUCCCGGGCUGACUCACGUCUCCGUGGGUACUGAGAAUAAGCAACGUCUGAAGGACAUUGUUGAAGUCGGAGAGGAUGUUCUUACCGUUCACAUGGUGUGAGACCAGACUGUCGAGCGGAACAGGGACUGGAAUUUGCAUCCAUUUUUAUUUGCGGUGUGACUGAUUUGUGAUGAUUGCUGAAACAGAAUUUAGAGAAACAACAUACGAGAGGCCUGUUUUCGUUCUUAAAGCAGACUAAUAUAGCAUAGUGACGAUUUUUAACGAUAAUUUCGUACACAAAGAAAAGUUCGAAUUCUUGGCGUAAUACCAACAAGCUUGUGGUCAGUCAACUGACCAUUCUAAAGUUGACACGACCCGAAGGCUAUGCACAUGUGUCCUGAAGUGUGACGUCAGCAACGGGUCAAAGGUGCCGGAAAAUCAGUAUCGGCCCCCGUCUCGGCUGAAGGAUACAGGCCGAUUAUUAAAUAUUGACAGAUAUGUGUAUCAGCCAAAGUUAUAUGAAUCUUUAAUGAAAACAGAUACGCCAUACUGACUUGCUUUGAAUCAUUUUUACAAUAAAACAACAAUUACCUACAAAUCAAAAAUGCCUCAUUUUGUUUAUU
Branchiostoma floridae (Florida lancelet) is the source of this 1137-nucleotide messenger RNA. RefSeq lists its product as uncharacterized. The record is from RefSeq and is a predicted model, not a curated record. NCBI's taxonomy places the organism in Eukaryota, Metazoa, Chordata, Leptocardii, Amphioxiformes, Branchiostomatidae. The coding region runs from base 20 to 634 and encodes 204 amino acids. The transcript is spliced from 5 exons.